Heterobasidion irregulare TC 32-1 is the source of this 3273-nucleotide messenger RNA. It is a transcript of the gene nps10, whose product is annotated as tridomain enzyme adenylation-thiolation-dehydrogenase. The coding region runs from base 1 to 3273 and encodes 1090 amino acids. The transcript is spliced from 17 exons. The record is from RefSeq and is a predicted model, not a curated record. Gene Ontology annotation, molecular function: phosphopantetheine binding. Lineage: Eukaryota; Fungi; Basidiomycota; Agaricomycetes; Russulales; Bondarzewiaceae.
AUGUCUUCCGUGUCAAUUCAGAUUCCUCGUCCUCUUCCCACUCCUCCGCCUACUCAGGCUCAUAACAGCCAGACGUUUUGCGCUCCUCCCUUAGGCUCGUUGACUCUGCCUGAGGUAUUUGAUUGGCACUCGAAGAACUCUCCUAAUCAUCCUCUAUACUCGUAUAUCAAUAUCGAUGGUUCGAUCCGCACCAUAACAUGGGCUGAAGGUGUUCGUGCUGUCCAUCGUGCCGCACGGAGGAUGCGCACGGAAUUGGGUCUUUCUCCUGAUAUUGUGCCAGAUCUGACCGCAGGAAAGCCUGUUGUAGGUAUUUUGGCCGUUUUAGACUCCAUCACGUAUUCUACCCUCGUCACUGGUGUUCAAUACGCAGGAUUUACGCCGUUUCCUAUCUCGCCUCGCAAUUCCCACGCUGCGGUUGUCCACCUUAUAAACAAGGCUUCCGUUUCACACAUCAUCGUAGAGGAAUCAUGCCGUGGUUUGCUCGAGGACGCAUUUCAAUCGCUGAAAUCAGACCUGACAUCUCCAUCUAUGCCGACGACGUCUGUGGCCCCUGUCUUCGAGGAUCUUUAUGUAUCAUCCGACUCCGCACAGGGCGAAGCAAGCGUUGCGUUCGAGACACCUGCAUGGGACUCCAAUGCCAUUAUCAUUCACUCGUCUGGAUCUACCGCAUUCCCCAAGCCGAUUGCAUGGACUCACGGUCGUGCCAUGCAGCUGUCGACAGUACCGUGGUAUGGAGAACGAAAUUUGACCGGUAAACGCAUGGCUUGUCACGCGAUGCCCAUGUAUCACACAAUGGGAUAUCUUCUUCUAGCAUGGGCGGCAUCAUCUGGCCUGGUCUUGAAUAUGUUUAGGCCUCGAUCUCCGGCAACGAAGCCUACAAUCGAGAAUGUCUUCUCUGCUAGUCUGGAAGCUCAUAGCGACAUCAUCUUCACAGUUCCAAGUUUUGUCGAGGCAUGGUCCAAGAACCCGGAUUAUGUCAAGACAUUAUCUGAGCUUGACGGUGUUAUGUUCGGCGGCGGCCCCCUCGGCAAGCAAGUUGGCGACGUCUUGGUCUCUGCAAAUGUGACACUGUUUAAUUUAUAUGGGAGCAUUGACGUUCGCUUGGUUGAUCCAUUGACAAUAGCUGAUUUCAAUAUCGACUGGGAAUAUUUCAGGAUAUCAGACAUUGCCAAGGUCGCUUUUGUCCCCAAUGAGGAGGGCAAGCUAGAGCUUGUCGUGUUGUCAAGCAACCUGAACACGCCCAGCGUCUUUAAUGCUGUGUACGAAGAUGUGCCAGCGUAUGCUACUUCCGAUCUUUUCGAGCCGCAUCCAACGAAGCCCGGAUACUGGAAAAUAUUCGGACGCACAGAUGAUCAGAUUAUGCAUAGCACAGGAGAAAAGACCAAUCCUGGUCCACUAGAGCAUAUUCUCAAUCAAGACCCUCACGUUCGAGCUUCCCUGAUGUUUGGUCGUGGUCAAUUUCAAGCUGGAGUCCUUGUCGACCCGACAUCCGAGUAUCGCUUCGACCCUUCAGAUGAAGAAAAGCUAGCUGAAUUUAGGAAUCUGAUCUGGCCUUCAGUAGAAGAGAUGAAUGCAUACGCACCUCAGCAUUCUCGGGUCUUCAAAGAGAUGAUUUUAGUAUCUUCUCCCUCGAAACCUUUCACCUUUACAGCCAAGAACAGUGUCAGGCGACAAGCAGUCAUUCAAGAAUAUGACGAUGAAAUCAAGGCCAUUUAUUUUGCUGUCGACGAAACUGGGAGAGCCGACAUUCCUUCCCCGACUACGUGGGACUCGGCCAAAAUUUUGGGCUUCAUACGGGCCGUUGUCCAGAAAGUGAUGAAGAAGGAAGUUCAGGACGGAGAUGAUUUCUUUCAGCAUGGAUGUGACAGCUUGCAAGCAACAUGGAUCCGAAACACCAUUCUCCGCAGUCUCAAAGACUCCACGGAUGCCAAUACGCAGGACAUCUCCAAUAGCUUCGUUUAUCAGCAUCCCUCUGUUUCAAGUCUAGCAUCAUUCGUCUCUUCUAUUGCCCAAGGACAGAAUAAUAUCAAUUCUGGAUUGGACAGGGCCCAGGAGAUGAACAUCAUGGUGGCGAGGUACUCGAAGGACUUCCCGCCGCACGUUCCCUCUGCUCCUCAGCCACCGAAAGAUACGAUCUUCUUGACAGGAAGUACUGGAGCACUGGGCUCGAAUAUCCUGGCACUGCUUAUUGCGUCUCCAUCAGUCGCCCGCAUCUAUGCUUUUAACAGAAAAUCACGCAGCUCCAUCCCGCUUCUUGACAGACAGAAAUCGGCUCUUUUGGAAAGGGGUUUGGAUACUUCCCUCGCGGCAUCAAAGAAGGUUGUGCUCGUUGAGGGCGAUGUGACGAAGCAAGAUCUUGGUAUCUCUACUGAAUUAUUGUCUGAGAUUCGUGUAUCAAUUACACAUAUCAUACACAAUGCUUGGCCGGUCAACUUCAACUUGUCAUUAGAGUCGUUUGAGCCACAAGUCAAAGGCCUUCGUCAUCUUGUCGACCUUUCACUGUCAUCUCCGCACCCUUCUCCCCCUCGUGUGUUGUUUACCGCCUCGAUUGGCAUGUUCAACGACAUCACGCGUGCCGAGCCUGUCAAAGAGGUUCCAAUUGGAGCCAACGUGGCUGUCAGUAACGGUUAUGGGGAGUCUAAAUGGGUGGGAGAGACGAUGCUUGCUGAGGCUGCUAAGCAAACGCCCCUGCGCUCGACCAGCAUUCGCGUGGGUCAGUUGAGUGGAGGCAUCAACGGAGCAUGGACGACAGCAGAAUGGCUCCCAUCGCUUGUUCGGUCUGCCAUUCACCUCAAGGCCUUGCCUGAUUGCGAAGGGGAUGUCUCUUGGAUCCCCGUGAAUGUCGCUGCCGCCGCAAUCGUUGAUUUCUGUCAAUCUGAUUCCUCGAUUAUGAACUUGGUCCAUCCUCGGCCUGCAACGUGGUCCUCUAUUUUCUCUGUAUUCGCUUCUGUGCUCAACAUCCCUCUCGUCCCAUACACGGAAUGGCUCGCCCUCUUGCGAAAAUCUGCUGAAGAUGCUGGUGAUGCGCCUGACGCCGAUAGCCUUCACCAGAACCCCGGAUUGCGUCUGCUGGAUUGGUACCAUUCUGCAUUCGCUCACGAGAACGAUAGCGCGUAUCAGUAUGCGGAUACGAUGGGUUUCCCCAAAUUCGACAUGACGAACUCCUUGCAGGCAUCUGGUACAUUAGCCGAUGAGGCGCUACCCCAGCUCGGUGAAGGUGAUGUCAAGUUGUGGGUUGACUACUGGAAGAAGGUCGGGUUCUUUCCUGCUUGA